AUGGAGACAAAAGUGGAAGAAUUUUUACAAAAUUACGCGAUAGCAUUGGACAAGUACGGGUCUUUGAGUGAAAAAGAAGUUGAAGACUUCGAACAAUACUCGAACAGGGCAGAGGCCGUACUUUCUUCUUCGCUGGACUACAUUGUGCUCUUAAAAGGUAGACUGAAUACGUUUACGUCAUACCCGGGAACACGUUCGGUGCACAUAACAAGUAACAAUAACGUUGAACAGGAGGGUGCGCAAGGGGUUAAGAAAAUGGAACUACCAACACUCCCAAUACCAACCUUUUAUGGAGAUUUAUGGGAAUUGGAUAAUUUCUGGACCUUAUUUGACGCAAACGUAAAUUCGAAACCUCUACCGGAGCCCUUCAAGUUCAACUAUUUAAUCAAGGCUCCGAAAGGAAAACCCCUUCAAGCAAUAUAG
Messenger RNA from Cylicostephanus goldi, 423 nucleotides. The record is from the annotation of a GenBank genome assembly. NCBI's taxonomy places the organism in Eukaryota, Metazoa, Nematoda, Chromadorea, Rhabditida, Strongylidae.